This is a messenger RNA of Helianthus annuus (common sunflower), 1257 nucleotides long. RefSeq names its product GDSL esterase/lipase At1g29670. The transcript has 5 exons. NCBI's taxonomy places the organism in Eukaryota, Viridiplantae, Streptophyta, Magnoliopsida, Asterales, Asteraceae. The record is from RefSeq and is a predicted model, not a curated record. Bases 18 to 1082 code for a protein of 354 amino acids. Gene Ontology annotation, molecular function: hydrolase activity, acting on ester bonds.
UUCAUACUCAAACACACAUGGAUGCUGAUUUUGUAAAAAUAGUCUUUGUCAGUAGCUUAAUAAUGCUAUUGCUCUUUGGAAAAUAUAUAGGCUCUGAAAAACCACAAGUCCCAUGUUAUUUUAUAUUUGGAGACUCGCUUGUUGAUAAUGGUAAUAACAAUCAUCUCGAGAGUAAUUGGAAAGCCAAUUAUCCACCUUAUGGGGUCGAUUUUCCUAAAGGUUAUACUGGCAGGUUCACCAAUGGCAAAACCUCUGCAGACAUCAUUGGUCAAUCUCUUGGGUUUGAUGAGUUCAUUCCUUCGUAUGCUACUGCAACCAAUGACCAGUUCGGCAAAGGCGUAAACUACGCUAGUGGUGGUGCUGGUAUUCGAGAUGAAUCUGGAAGUCAUAAUGGUGACAUAAUCUGCUUGGAUCGGCAGCUGCGUAAUCACAAAUCAACAGUUUCGAGCCUUAGGCGCAGUACAAAGAACACAACAUUCCUAAAAGAAUGCAUUUAUCUGAUAAAUAUCGGUAACAAUGACUACAUAAACAACUACUUAAUGCCAGGAAAACAUUACAACUCAGGACUGAUAUAUUCAAAAGAUGAAUACGCUGAAGUCCUAAUGAAGCAAUACCAUCACCAGCUAAGGGCUUUGUAUAACUUGGGAGGUAGGAAGAUUGCUACGUUCGGUUUGACACAUAUAGGUUGCACCCCGUUUAUGGUAAAAAAGUUUUCGACUAAAGGGAAACCAUGCGUAAAUUGGAUCAAUGAUGUUAUAGAUGCAUUUAACAAUAGGCUUAAAUCUCUUAUUAUUAAGCUCAAUAAAGAUAAACCAGAUGCAAGAUUCACUUUCAUCAACACUGCAGGCAUUUUAUUUCCACAAGGAGCGGUGUCACUGCGAACUCCUGUUUGUUGUCAGCUAACCGGAGAUUGGGCAUGCACUUUGAACUCAAAUCCUUGCCCUGUUCGGUCAUUAACUACUUUCUUUGAUGCACUCCAUCCUACCGAAGUUUCCAAUAUGAUGAUAGCAACAAGAUCAUAUAAAGCGGUUUUACCCACGGAUGCUUACCCUUAUGAUAUACAUCAUUUGACACAAGUUUAACACUAAAAAGACUACAUGAUAGAGAUUGUUGGGCAGAAAUAUAAGCAUAAUGAGGUGAUACUGUGCAUUAUUGUUUAUGUUGCCAGGUCAACAUAAUAAUCAUGAACAUAAACUGAAUUAAGAUUUGUCCUGUUGACCAUCAUAAUUCAUACCCAUGUGUUGCUCUUCUGUUUAA